Nothoprocta perdicaria is the source of this 6728-nucleotide messenger RNA. RefSeq names its product 5'-3' exoribonuclease 1 (gene XRN1). Lineage: Eukaryota; Metazoa; Chordata; Aves; Tinamiformes; Tinamidae. Bases 1 to 5319 code for a protein of 1772 amino acids. Gene Ontology annotation, biological process: nuclear-transcribed mRNA catabolic process; rRNA catabolic process. Gene Ontology annotation, cellular component: nucleus. The transcript has 43 exons. Gene Ontology annotation, molecular function: 5'-3' RNA exonuclease activity; RNA binding. The record is from RefSeq and is a predicted model, not a curated record.
AUGGGGGUGCCCAAGUUCUACCGCUGGAUCUCGGAGCGCUACCCCUGCCUCAGCCAGGUGCUGAAGGAGCAUCAGAUUCCAGAAUUUGAUAACUUGUACCUGGACAUGAAUGGUAUUAUACAUCAGUGUUCACAUCCCAAUGAUGAUGAUGUUCACUUCAGAAUUUCAGAGGAUAAGAUUUUUGCUGAUAUUUUUCACUAUUUGGAAGUACUAUUUCGUAUUAUUAAACCAAGGAAGGUUUUCUUCAUGGCAGUUGAUGGAGUAGCUCCAAGAGCAAAAAUGAAUCAGCAGCGUGGGAGACGCUUUAGAUCAGCAAAAGAAGCAGAGGACAAAAUCAAGAAGGCUUUAGAAAAGGGAGAAACUCUCCCUACAGAGGCCAGAUUUGACUCUAAUUGUAUUACACCAGGAACUGAAUUCAUGGCCAGAUUGCACGAACAUCUUAAAUAUUUUGUAAAUAUGAAGAUUUCCACAGACAAAUCCUGGCAAGGAGUAACGGUCUACUUAUCAGGCCAUGAGACUCCAGGAGAAGGAGAACAUAAGAUUAUGGAGUUUAUCAGAGCUGAAAAAGCAAAACCCCACCACGAUCCAAACACAAGACACUGUCUCUACGGUUUAGAUGCUGACUUGAUUAUGCUGGGAUUAACAAGUCAUGAAGCACACUUUGCACUCUUAAGAGAAGAAGUCAGAUUUGGUGGUAAAAAAUCUCAAAGAGCAUGUGCACCAGAGGAAACCACAUUUCAUUUACUACACUUAUCACUAAUGAGAGAAUAUAUUGACUACGAAUUUUCACCAGUAAAAGACAAAAUAUCCUUUGAAUAUGACAUAGAAAGGAUAAUAGAUGAUUGGAUCUUAAUGGGUUUCCUUGUAGGCAACGAUUUUAUCCCUCAUCUACCUCAUUUACAUAUUAAUCAUGAUGCACUGCCGCUACUUUAUAGAACAUACAUGGCCAUCUUGCCAGAAUUGGGAGGUUACAUAAAUGAAAAUGGACAUCUGAACUUAAAACGCUUUGAGAAGUAUCUUUCAAGAUUGUCAGAUUUUGAUCGUGAACACUUCAGUGAAGUCUUUGUAGACUUAAAGUGGUUUGAAAGUAAAGUAGGCAAUAAAUACCUCAAUGAGGCAGCUGGUGUUGCAGCAGAAGAAGCCAGAAACAAUAAACAAAAGAAACAUAAGGCUCAGGAAAAUUCUAUAUGUUUGGCUGCUCUAGAAAAAAAUGAAGAUGAAGCUAUGACCUCAAAAAAUACAUUGGAGGAUGAACCAGAAGAUGAUGAUCUUUUUGAAACUGAGUUUAGGCAAUACAAGAGAACUUACUACAUGACUAAGAUGGGUGUAGAAGUAGUUUCUGAUGACUUCCUGGCUGACCAAGCUAAAUGUUAUGUCCAGGCAAUACAGUGGAUUUUGCACUAUUAUUACCAUGGAGUUCAGUCAUGGAGCUGGUAUUAUCCUUAUCAUUAUGCACCUUAUCUGUCAGAUAUUCGCAACAUCAGUGAACUCAAAAUCAAAUUUGAACUGGGAAAACCUUUCAUGCCAUUUGAACAGCUUCUUGCUGUACUUCCAGCAGCUAGCAAAGCCUUGUUACCUAAAUGUUACCAGCAUUUGAUGAUUAGUCAAGACUCUCCUAUUAUAGAAUAUUAUCCACCAGAUUUUAAAACUGACCUAAAUGGCAAACAGCAAGAGUGGGAAGCUGUAGUAUUAAUCCCAUUUAUUGAUGAGAAACGGCUCCUGCAGGCCAUGGAAUCAUGUAAUAAGUGCCUAAAGGAAGAGGAGAAACGAAGAAAUACUCACAGUGCUUGCUUAAUGUACUGGUAUGACAAAGAUACAGAGUUCAAAUACAUGUCACCGUGGCCAGAAAAAUUCCCUGCAAUAGAAAGGUGUCAUUCCAGGUAUAAAACAAUUCCUUUGGAUGCCUGGCAUGUAGAAAUAACCCACAAUAAAAUAACUAAAAUCAACAAGAGUGCAUUAUAUUUCUGUGGAUUUCCUACUUUAAAGCACAUUAAACAUAAGUUCUAUCUUAAAAAAAGUGGUGUACAGGUGUUUCAGCAAAGCAGCCAUGGAGAAAAUAUGAUGUUAGAAAUCAUAGUUGAUGAGAAUCCACAAGAGCAGACUGUAGAAAACGUUGCCAGUUCGGUACUUGGAAAGCUUGUUUUUGUUAACUGGCCACACCUUGAAGAAGCCAGAGUUGUUGCUGUGUCAGAUGGAGAAACCAAGUUUUUUUUGGAAGAACCGCCUGGAACACAGAAGCUUUACAUGGGAAAUGCAGUGCCGCCAACUAAAGUGGCGUAUGUGGGAGAUAAGGAACAAAAUGUAUGGUUAAAAGAAGUUCAAGGAGUUUCAGAACAUUACCAGAGAAGAAAAGGAAUAAUUAUUCAUGAAACAUCAGUAGUUGUUUAUGCUCAGUUACUCACUGGUAAUAGAUAUCAACUGAAGCAAAAUGGUGAAGUUUAUUUGGAGAAACAGUGGUCAAAGCAAGCUCUUCCUUUUGUUUACCAAACUGUUGUCAAGGAUAUUAAAGCCUUUGACUCUCGUUUUUCAAACAUCAAAACUUUGGAUGACUUGUUUCCACCUGGGAGUACUGCCUUUAUGCUGGGAUCUCCUUACUAUGGCUGCAUGGGAGAAGUUCAAGAUUCACAUGAUGUGAUCUCGGAAGGUAGAAUUCGUGUGGUUUUCAACAUUCCAUGUGAACCCCAGCUUGAUCCCUUAAUUCAGAACCAGCAUAAAUAUUCUGUGAAAUACAAUCCUGCGUAUAUUUUGGCCAGUCGUCUUGGAGUAAGCGGAUAUCUUGUCUCCAGAUUUACAGGGAGUAUCUUUAUUGGAAGAGGAUCAAAGAAAAAUCCUCAUGGAGAUCACAAAGCAAAUGUGGGGCUGAACCUGAAAUUUAAUAAGAAAAACGAAGAAGUUCCUGGCUAUACUAAGAAAGUUGGAAAUGAAUGGAUGUACUCUUCUGCAGUAGAGCAACUACUUGCUGAAUAUUUAGAAAGGGUGCCUGAGCUCUUCAAUUAUAUAUCCAAGAAUAGCCAAGAAGACAUAUUCUAUGAAGAUGACAUUUGGCCUGGCGAGGAUGAGAAUGGGGCUGAGAAAGUUCAAGAAAUUGUUGCCUGGCUAAAGGCACAUCCUGUGUCUGCUUUGUCUCGCUCAUCUUGUGACUUGCAAAUUUUGGAUGCAGCCAUCGUUGAGAAAAUUGAAGAAGAAAUAGAGAAAUGCAAGCAGAGGAAGAGCAACAAGAAGGUGCGAGUAACUGUGAAACCUCACUUGCUAUAUCGACCUUUAGAGCAGCAGAAUGGAGUUGUUCCUGAUCGAGAUGCAGAGCACAGGCUGUUUGAUCGUGUUGUCAAUGUGAGAGAGAACUUUUCUGUUCCUGUUGGUCUUCGAGGCACCAUUAUAGGAAUUAAAGGAGCCAGUAGAGAAACGGAUGUACUCUUUGAAGUUUUGUUUGAUGAAGAAUUCCUUGGAGGUCUAACUAUAAGGUGCUCACCUGCCAGAGGUUAUCGUCUGCCAUCAAGUGCCUUAAUUAAUCUAUCUCAUGGUAAUCGGUCAGAAAUGGGAAAUCAAAAACUGACUGCCAUAGUUAAACCCCAGCCGGCUGUGAAUAACUACACUGCAUAUGGAUCUGAUCUAUCAUCCGUAAGCUCCCAAAAAGGGCACCUGGGAGGUCUCAACCAUUCUCCUCGUUCCCUUUUUAUUCCUACUCAACAGCUGAGUGGAAGGCAGCAUUACAGUCUCAGGGCUGAAAAUCAGGGCAACACCGGUUCACUCCAGAAAGGAUCAUUUUUGAGUGGCAAUCAGAAAAACAAACCACAGAGUAAGCAAGAUGAUGAAUUCUGCAGCAUAUGGCAAUCAUUGCAGGGUUCUGGGAAGUCUCACCACAUUCAGCAAAGUACGCAUGAGAAGGGUGCAGUUCUACCUCAAGAAGUCAAGCUGGGAACUGGCAAUCAGUUCUACAAGCCAGGCUUCAAUGAGAGCAGCCUUAAAGGCCAGCAAAGAAAACAGGAGCCAUAUAAAAAAUUUAAAGAAGAUUCUAAAAUUACAAGAAGUGAAAGUCAGCCUCAUAAUAAAAUAUCAAAUAAACAGAAUUUUGCAGGACAUAAGUAUAAUGUCAAACUUUUGAAGAGAAAUGAAAGUCCCAGUGUGCCUGUAAUGCAGAAGACUUCAGUUGACGGUCCAUGUACAGCUAGAAAGGACAAUGAGCUUGAAAGCCUUCUAGCUUCUUUGAAAAUUCCCAAAGAAAAUGAAGUGCAGAAUAACACCAAGGAAGCAAGAGCUACGAACGAAGAACAUCUGUCACCACAGUCAUUUGCUAUGAAAGGAACACAGAUGCUCAAAGAAAUCUUGAAGAUAGACAGUCCUGACCUGGAAACCAAGAAUGAAGUGAAAUCCCAAGUUAAUGAUGUUCCCACUCCCCUCAGUAGACAGGAUUCCCAUGGAGCUGCCUUGCAAUAUAGACAAACAAAAAAAAUGGCUGCUUAUAUGAACAAGCCUCAUAACAUUGGAGGCCCUCAGAAUGCAUCAGCACUGGAAACUGGAGGUCACCCUUUUAUUGGUCCACAGCCUACACUGUCAACUCCUGUUUCUGAGCUUUUUCAUAUUUGUUCUCUACUUGGAAUGUCACAACCUGAUUUCUCUUUCCUGAAAACACCACAGACCAUGACAGUUUGUCACAUAAAGUUAUCCAAUGGUUUGUUGGUUCAUGGACCACAGUGUCAUUCUGAAACUGAAGCCAAGGAAAAAGCUGCACUUUUUGCUUUACAGAGAUUGAGCUCUAUAGGAGUGAACUUUCCAUUGUCUCCACCUCCACCAGUGUUUCCAAACUAUCAACCUCUGGGUGUUCCUGUACCACCUGGAUCUAUUCCUCCAGUCUUUACACAGCCCCCUGCAAAUAUAAUGCCUCCAUCAUCUCACAUGUUUGGUCCAAUGUCCUGGGGAGCUCCAGUGCCUAUUCAUGGCAAACAUUAUUAUCCUGGUGCCUAUCCAGGAAAUAUGCCUCUUGCAGGAACUAUACCAGUUGGUACUCACAACCAGUUUAUACCUCUACAGGUAACUAAAAAAAGGGCUGCUAGCAAGAAAAACUUUGAGUUCAAGGAGUUUCAGAGUUCCCCUCAAGCUGCACCACUAAGGAAUGAACAGCCAGUGUCUUCUGACCACAUUCAGCAAGAUAGUUCUUCAGCUCCUUUAAAAUCUACUCAAGCUGCUCAAUCCACUGUUUCAUUUCAAGACAAUGUGAAUACUCCAAGCGUUCCUCAUAACAAAUCAACACCAAACACUUCCAGCAAGCGAAAGCCAAGAAAGCUGGCUGUCAAUUUUGGCGCACCAAAAUCUUCAGACUAAAUAUGGUAGCUAGGUGGAUUUUAUCUUUAACUCUUCCCCCAAUGUUUUGUUACAUCAUUUAAAAAAAUCAGAAAGCUCUAUUAAAUUAAACAGCCUUUUAAGGAUAAAAUAGAAUGAAAUACAUUUUAUUUGCUAUGCUUUCCAGGUUGUUAUGAAAACUAUAGAAAUGAUGUUAAAACUAAUUAUUUUGAUUAAAUUAAUAAAAGCCAGGAAAAUGCUGAGUUAAGGUUACCAUGCCAUCCAUUGUGCCUAGGUUUCUGAACAGUGGCUUACAAACUCUACUGGGUGAGCAGCAAUAACAGUGGCAACCCUAAUUCAGAAUUGCCUUGCUUUUUGGGUGGGAUAUGGAGCAGUAAUAAGUUGGGCAUCAAACAUCGCUUAGUAUGAUAUUUUGUAUUCUAGCUUAUUUUUAAAUAGAAGAUUGAAAUAAAAAUAAAAAUAACUUAAAUGCAGUUUUCUUAUCGGCUCUCCAGGUCUUUUUGAUCUGAAUCGGUAUGAAUAGAACCUAACUACAGUGGAACUGCCAAAUUUCUUAUAACUGUGAACUGUAAGUUUUAUACCAAAGGCCAACAACUGUACAAAUUUCAGAAUUUAGAUAAUAGUCUCUGGAAUUAGAGUGGCAAAAGUGGUUGCUGAUGCAGAACCAGUUCCAGGAGAUAAAUUUGUAGAAUGUAUAGAAUUGAAGAAAAAAAAGUGCAUCUACAAAUUAGAGUCCUCUCUGAUAAAGUAUAUUAAAUUUUUGAACUAGCAGUUUUAUUGAUUUCAUUGUUUUGGUAAAUUAAGCCAGAUAGCUACUACAAAUCUACAUGCCCCCCUAAAAUGCCAGUAAUGUCCUGAAGUUUUUUUAAUUACAAAAAUGAGCAGAGUAUAAAGAUGUCCGUUUGUAUAGUUUGACUGUCAAAAUUAUGCUUGUUCAGAUUCCGUUUUUCCCUCCAACAGUCUGUGCCCUGAAACUUUCUCUAUAGUACAUUGUUUUGUUGGUAGGUGACUUAAUAUUUAGUUUUGUGGCAGAAGUUCUGUGUAGCAAAACCAACAUUAAAUGGUCAUAAAUUAUUAGCAUUAGUUCCGUAAUGAUAUCCAGGCAAAAAUUUGACUUGCAUUUCUGGAGGGAGCUGUGUUUUAGGAAGUAACACCAUUCUGUUCAUGCUUCAAAAAAAAAAGGUCCCUUUGCUGUUUUAACUCAUAUAUACAGUUCUCAUUCACAUUAAUAGGAAUUCUUCAUUUUAAGAUUUUUUUAAUUUGAAGCUUUAGUUGUUAUUGUUUUACUGGCAUUCAUUGGAUCUUUUUUCAUUUUCUUCUUUGCUCUGAUCUGUUCCAGGAAAAAAAAAAUUCUCUAAGCUUAGAAAGCUUAGUAAUAAAGCACAAUUUCUUCUUCAGUGAUCUGCUUUGUUGCCUUCAAACAGGUUUCC